This is a messenger RNA of Helianthus annuus (common sunflower), 1214 nucleotides long. RefSeq names its product 1-aminocyclopropane-1-carboxylate oxidase homolog 1. Lineage: Eukaryota; Viridiplantae; Streptophyta; Magnoliopsida; Asterales; Asteraceae. The coding region runs from base 1 to 1074 and encodes 357 amino acids. The transcript is spliced from 2 exons. The record is from RefSeq and is a predicted model, not a curated record.
AUGGCUCUUGCCAAAACCAUAGCUUCAGUCUACGAUCGAGCAACCGAACUCAAAUCAUUCGACCAAACAAAAUCUGGAGUCCAAGGCCUUAUCGAUGCUGGAAUCAAACAAGUCCCUCGCAUCUUCUUCAUCAAUCAAUCGAAAAGCAUUCGCAAAACUUCCAACUCUUUGGAACUUCCUGUGGUAGACCUUGGGUCCACCGAUAGAGCAUUGACGAUUGAGAAGAUCCGUAUGGCCUCAGAAAACAUGGGGUUUUUUCAAGUGGUGAACCACGGAAUCCCAUUGAGUGUGAUGAACGAGGCGCUACAAGGUGUCCGUAGAUUUCAUGAACAAGAUGUGGAGAUUAAAAAAAGGUUUUACACUAGAGAUGCGUCGAGGCCCGUGGUGUAUAAUAGCAAUUUCGAUUUGUAUACUUCUCCCACAGCGAACUGGAGAGACACAUUUUUUUCAUUCAUGGCACCAUCGCCCCCGCCCCCGGAAGAAUUGCCAGAGGUUUGUAGAGACAUUCAAAUCGAGUACUCAAAUCAAGUGCUGAAACUAGGCGGCUUAUUGUUUCGGUUGAUCUCAGAGGCCUUAGGUCUAAAACCAAGUUACUUGGGAGAUCUGGAUUGUGACAAGGGGCUCGCAUUCUUCGGCCAUUGUUACCCUGCCUGUCCACAACCAGAUCUAACCAUGGGUACAACCAAACAUACAGACACUGGUUUCCUGACUGUGCUUCUACAAGAUGAUAUCGGCGGGCUGCAAAUACUUCAUCAAAAUCAAUGGGUUGAUGUUCCACCUACUCCGGGUGCGCUUGUCAUCAAUAUCGGUGAUCUAUUGCAGAUGAUGUCUAAUGACAAAUUGAAAAGUGUGGAGCAUAGAGUGGUGGCAAAUGAGAAAGGGUCGAGGGUGUCCGUGGCGUGUUUUUUCAGCAACUCGUUAGCUCCAUUGACGAAGCUAUAUGGACCUAUCAAGGAGUUGGUUUCCGAUGAGAACCCACCGAGGUACAGGGAAACCACUGUUCAUGACUACAUGCAGUAUUCCUUGUCUACAGCACUUGAUGGUGCUCCUCGUUUACUUCAUUUGAAGCUUUAAAUUGUACCAUUUUUAAUAUAACUAGAUCUCAUCUAAUCAUUGGGUGGAUGAGAUCAUCUAAUAUAACUAGAUCAUCUAAUCGUUGGGACAAUAAGAUAUGUGGAGUGGGUGUUUAAUUGGGUCAUGACAUGUGUUCAACU